Molecule: messenger RNA, 429 nt
Organism: Naumovozyma castellii
Lineage: Eukaryota; Fungi; Ascomycota; Saccharomycetes; Saccharomycetales; Saccharomycetaceae
Gene: SRP14
Product: RNA-binding signal recognition particle subunit SRP14
Exons: 1
Coding region: 1-429 (142 amino acids)
Source: RefSeq, a predicted model, not a curated record
AUGAAGAAUGCAGGUUGUUUGACAUCAGAUGAAUUUUUGGUAAAAGUAGCAGAAUAUUUCAAAUUAGCAAACGAGAAGAAAAUUGCUGUACGUCUAACGAUGAAAAGACUAGUAGAACAUGAUCCAGUUCAAGGUAAUCUAGAAUUAGAUGCUACCUCGAAGCCAAAUUUUGAUAUUUCUAAAAAAUCCCAAGAUUUAAAGAUUGAAGAUCAAGUUUCUCAAAAGGAAUACCCUCUUUUAAUAAGAAUAUCGUAUGGGUCACAUGCAAACAAGAACAAAUGUUCAACAAUAGUUAAGGCUGAAAACCUCGAUAAGUUCUGGCAGGAUUAUACCUCUGAAGUAAAAGGCGGUAUGUAUGGUUUGCUUAAAAAGAAAAAGAAGAAAACCAAGAAUGUGGCUUUAAAGAAUAAGAAAAAAGGUAAGAAAUAA